AUGGCACUGGCGCCAGAUUACAUGGCUUAGCAUACAGGGGGUGUGGUGGAAAUGGGGAUUCGUGGAAAUUAUGCUUGUUAACCGUUUUUGGGAGAUGAAUUUCUGAUAUUCUGUUGCCAUGGCAACACCAAGUCGCGAUGCAGUGAAAAUGGUCUUGUCACAAAAUACUGAGCAACUUCGGAGCGAUGCCAACGUCACCGAAGUAGAGUACAUCAGCAGUGCCAUUGACUAUGAAGAGUUCUUCGCAAGGUUCCUAAUCCCAAACAGGCCUUGCGUGUUUGGUCCUCACGUCACAAGAGAAUGGAGAGCAGUUAAUGAGUGGGUGACGGAAAACGGGAGGCCAAAUUUUGACUCCCUCGCGAGUAAAUUUGGGCAUGCAGUUGUGCCAGUCGCUGACUGUAAGAGGGUGGAGUACUCAGCGCAGCCGAAGACAGACAUGCUCUUUGCUCGGUACCUCCGAUACUGGGAGCAAUUGAGCAAAGAUGUCGAUGAGAAAGAUCAAAGUUGUCUUUAUUUGAAGGACUGGCACUUUAACAAACUUUUUCCAGAUUACAAGGCGUACGAGACGCCCGUCUUUUUCACCUCCGACUGGAUGAAUGAGUAUUGGGACAAAAAGUCAGACCAAACGUCAGACGACUACCGCUUUGUGUACAUGGGCCCAAAGGGUUCAUGGACACCUUUCCACGCUGAUGUUUUCCGCUCGUACUCAUGGUCAGCUAACGUCUGUGGCCGCAAAAGUUGGCUCCUCUUCCCCCCAGGCCAAGAAAACCACCUCCGCGAUACCUUGGGAAACCUUGCAUACGACAUCACAUCACCCGAGCUACGUGCCAAAAAAUAUCCUAAUUACCAUAAAGCUUGUAAACCCUUUGAGGUCAUUCAAGGGCCUGGGCAAGUCAUCUUUGUACCCAGUGGGUGGCACCACCAAGUUUUUAACAUUGAGGACACUAUUUCCAUCAACCACAAUUGGCUGAAUGGAUGCAAUGUGGACAUCACCUGGGCAUUCCUGCAACAGGAACUGGCAUUGGUCAAGAAAUCUAUCAGCGACUGCAGAGACAUGGAGGGAUGGGACGAGCAAUGCCAGAUGAUAAUGAAAGCUAACACGGGUAUCGAUUAUCCAGAAUUCCUUCAGUUGCUAUGGACAGUGGCUGAGCCCCGUCUCGCCCAAGUGCGGACUUACAACGACACCCGAGGAAAAUCCUCCAACAGCCAUACCAAUGAGCCUGAAGAACCUCAGGAUUGUACAGAAAGUUCCGAGAAACUUUGCGGUCAUAGUACAACUGUCGAACCAGAAAUUUUUGACGGAACUAUCGGAACUACAAUCAGUGGGGAAAUCUUGAAACCAUCUGAACUUGAGAAUUCCACAAGAACAAUAGACACUAUGGCAAAGGAACUCAAUUCUUCCCACAAUGCACCUGAUGUAAGAACUGUUCAAUCAAUCGCUGAACCGGCUGCACCAACUUUGACUGACUUAGAUCCUGUUGCGUGCACAGAUAGCGUGAAUCAAAUUCAGCAUUUAUCACUUUGUUCAAAAGAGGAUAACGGAAAACCCUCAAGCGUGGUCUGUGUGGUCCAAAAUUCAGCAAGUCGGAUCCACUUUUUGGGAAAGUUCAACGUUUGGCACUCGAUAUUUGACAUGUGUCGCAUCAGAGAUAUAUUGGCGUUACUGUUGGAAGAUGAAGAUUUUUGCCACAUAGAAUUUGCGACUUUGUGUAAAGAUCCACAACAGCUUAUGAAAGAAAUUGUAUCCGCAACAGAGGGUUUAGUGUAACCCAUUUAGCAACUUUAAGUAAUACAUUGCGUUUGUUCACAGAUGACUCUAUAAGACCACAGAGCACUUGGGCAGUUUCUGGGGCUACAGGGAGUGAAAGGCAGGGCGUUUUUGGGGCAGUGAUUUAAAGGGCUAAAGAGCCUCCCAAAACUUGAAGUAUUUUUGUAAUGUUAUUUUAGAUUGUUAGUUCUGCAGUACAAAUAAUGGUCUGUGCAGUCUAUUUUUUUAGUAAUAUUUCCUAUUAAAAAAAAAUGUAUUGAAUUUGAAGAUAUUUUCGAACUCCUAAAUUUUAUGUUGUUAUUUUUUUUAUCAUAUCAGAACUGUUAAAUAAGAAAGUGCAAUAGAAAUUAAUUAGUGUUUUUUUCAUGUUCAAUUAUUCAUCAUACAUUUUUUCCAGGGAAAAAUUGGAAUGAUUAAACAAGAAAUUAAACAUUAUAUUUUGUUCCA
Molecule: messenger RNA, 2215 nt
Organism: Patiria miniata (bat star)
Lineage: Eukaryota; Metazoa; Echinodermata; Asteroidea; Valvatida; Asterinidae
Gene: jmjd4
Product: 2-oxoglutarate and iron-dependent oxygenase JMJD4-like
Biological process (GO): protein hydroxylation; positive regulation of translational termination; negative regulation of gene expression
Cellular component (GO): nucleus; cytoplasm
Molecular function (GO): histone H4R3 demethylase activity; sequence-specific DNA binding
Source: RefSeq, a predicted model, not a curated record